AUGCCUCCAGAGAAAGGCGGAAGAGUCGUCUUCAUCGGCAACAUCCCCUAUGGUGUGAGCGAGGAGCUCAUCACCGAAACCCUCAGUCGCGUUGGCCAGGUCCUCAACUUUCGCCUCGUCUACGACAAAGACUCCGGCCGACCCAAGGGCUUUGGCUUCGCUGAGUUUUCCGACGCCGAAGAUGCCGCCUCCGCUGUGCGAAACCUCAACGACUACGAGCUCAUGGGCCGCAAGCUGAGGGUUGACUACUCCAACGACAAUGGCGCUGGCGACAGCGCCCCAGCCAACUACAAUCCGCCCCAGGUCGCAUCCAACGGCCAGGAUGCCCCGGCCUCUAACACGAUCCCCCCACUGCCACCGGGUGUCGAUGUGCCGCCAAACCUUACUUGCCCCGACGCCAUCUCCAAGACGCUUCAGACCCUCCCGCCUCCACAAUUGCUGGAUAUACUCUCGCAGAUGAAGGGACUGGUCACCACCGACCCGGCCAAGGCGACUGAACUGCUGAGACAGGCACCGCAGCUGUCUUUUGCCAUUUUUCAGGCUCUGCUUCUUCUUGGAUUGAUCGACCAGUCCCUCCUCACCUCGGUCGUGGACACGGCAACAAUUCCGCAAGCAGAACCCCAACCACAGCCUGCUGCUACGCCCAUGCCGCCCCAGGCCUUCCCCGGAUACCCACCUCAACAAGCGAGCCGUGGUGUGAUGAACGUCCCCACGCCUCCCGUCGGCAAUCCUUAUCAACAACCCCCGAUGCCGAUGCAGCAGCAGCCUGCGCAACCGCAGGUGCCCCUGGAUCAACAGGCAUUGAUUCGGCAGGUCAUGGCCAUGACGCCGGAGACAAUCGCAUCUUUGCCACCAAACGACCGCGCACAGAUAGAGGCGCUGCGGGCGCGUAUCAUGUCGACGGGAUCGCCCUUCUAG
Messenger RNA from Lasiodiplodia theobromae, 918 nucleotides. Its product is annotated as Polyadenylation factor subunit 64. Bases 1 to 918 code for a protein of 305 amino acids. The transcript is spliced from 2 exons. Gene Ontology annotation, biological process: mRNA 3'-end processing. The record is from RefSeq and is a predicted model, not a curated record. Gene Ontology annotation, molecular function: mRNA binding. Gene Ontology annotation, cellular component: mRNA cleavage and polyadenylation specificity factor complex. NCBI's taxonomy places the organism in Eukaryota, Fungi, Ascomycota, Dothideomycetes, Botryosphaeriales, Botryosphaeriaceae.